Quercus lobata is the source of this 423-nucleotide messenger RNA. RefSeq lists its product as uncharacterized. The record is from RefSeq and is a predicted model, not a curated record. Gene Ontology annotation, molecular function: RNA-DNA hybrid ribonuclease activity; nucleic acid binding. NCBI's taxonomy places the organism in Eukaryota, Viridiplantae, Streptophyta, Magnoliopsida, Fagales, Fagaceae. The transcript is spliced from 2 exons. The coding region runs from base 1 to 423 and encodes 140 amino acids.
AUGGUUGAUUUGGAAUCAAAGAAAUCAGGUUGUGCAUGGGGUUCAAGUAUUGGUGCAGUUAUUCGGAAUGAAAAAGGUGAGGUUAUGGCAGCCAUGGCAGCUAAGGGUCCUGAGAUAUCUUCUAGUGAGGAGGCUGAGUUUCUUGCAUGUCGGAAAGCUAUUGAAUUUGCCGUUGAUGCUGGCUUUUCUGAACUUGUCAUUGAAGGGGAUAAUUCUUCUGUCAUGAAAGUUGUUUCGGCUUCGCAAGAUGAUUUUUCUUUGCUUGGGAAUGUUGUUGGGGAUAUUCAUCAUUUGGUUAGGAACUUGCAAUGGGUUAGGAUUGAAUGUACUAGGUGUGGGGGGAAUAGAGUUGCUCAUGAGUUAGCUCAAUUUGCUAGAAAAUUUGUCAAGAUUUGUAUUGGAUGGAAGAUGUUCCUCCAAUAG